AUGUCUCUCGAAUACGUUAAAAUUAAGAUCGAACCUGAUUUAGACGAACCAUCAUCGUCAAAUAAUAAUGUGAAUAGUUUCGGUGAUUCCGAACAUUUUAGUGAAAAUAUAAAAAAAAGAUUAGAAAAUAGUAAUAAUUACGACAACACAGAGUUUGUGAAUAUUAAAGUAGAACCAGAUAUAAUAGAUUACGAUUACAAAGGCGAUCCCGAAGCAGAACAUGAACAAGCCCAAUGGCAAAAUGUCCCAUUCAAAUAUGAGCCGGGACUCCAACCAAAUAUAAACAUAGAAGUUAAUAUUAAGCAAGAACCCGAAGAAUUAGAGACGAAUGAGAAUGAUUUCAAUUUCGCCGUGCCUCAAGGUUUGCCGCCAAAGCCUCCUAAUAUAUUUAUUAGUGAUGUAUCAGAAGAAGUUUUAAGCCUCAAUUCUACUAUAGAUGGUAAAUAUAUGUGUCCAAUAUGCCAUAAACGUUUCGCAAGCAAAGCCAACGUACAACGGCAUAUGCUGUUACAUACUAGAGAGAAACUCGAAUGUGCCACUUGCUUUAGACAAUUCGUCAAACCCGGUCACUAUGAACGACAUUUACUCACACAUUCGACAGAAAAACGUUUCAAAUGUGAAGAAUGUGGUAAAAUGUUCAGAACUACAUCAAAUUUAGAACAGCAUAAACGUAUACAUCUAGCAGUCAAACCGUUUGAGUGUCAGCAAUGUUUAAGACAAUUUGCUGUGAAAGCAAAUCUAAUUAAACACCAGAGUAAAGGUAAAUGCAGACGUCCAAGAGAAGAACCAAUAAUAUGUACGGUGUGCAAUAAGACAUUUAAAAAGGAGUUUCUAUUGAAAAGUCACCUGCGAAGGCACACAACAGAACGACCGUACGUUUGUGACAAGUGUGACAUGAGUUUCAAGUACAAGUCGACUUUAAUCAGACAUGUUCAACUUCAUAACGGUAUAAAACCCUAUUCCUGUAAAGUUUGCAGGAAAAAGUUUACCCAUGCUGGCCUAAUUAAACCCCAUAUGAGACGCCAUACCGGUGAAAAACCAUAUGCUUGCCCGAUUUGCAACAAACUUUUCGCGCAUAAACACAACAUGCAAAGACAUACGUUGCGUCAUGCGAAAAUUAAGCAUUUAGUAUGUGAUGUGUGCAACAAAACCUUCCCAAAGGAAAGUCGGUUAAAAUACCAUAUGAGGACGCACACGAAAGCUAAACCGUUCCUCUGUGCGGUUUGCCCAAAGACAUUUUCGCAUAGACAAAAUAUAAUAAGGCAUUACAGUCGAAAACAUCCAAAUGAAACGUAUAAUUGCAAAGAUACAGACGCGAGUGUCGCAAAAGAUGUGUGGGAGAAAGUGAAAAACCGCAAUCUAGAAAUCAAAGUUGACUUCUGUGAAGUUAAAAUUGAAAUAUCAGAUAACAGCGAUGACGAGAUUCUGGCGAAUUUCAAAAAA
Molecule: messenger RNA, 1443 nt
Organism: Brenthis ino (lesser marbled fritillary)
Lineage: Eukaryota; Metazoa; Arthropoda; Insecta; Lepidoptera; Nymphalidae
Source: the annotation of a GenBank genome assembly